This is a messenger RNA of Paramisgurnus dabryanus, 3042 nucleotides long. It is a transcript of the gene chtf18, whose product is annotated as CTF18, chromosome transmission fidelity factor 18 homolog (S. cerevisiae). NCBI's taxonomy places the organism in Eukaryota, Metazoa, Chordata, Actinopteri, Cypriniformes, Cobitidae. Gene Ontology annotation, molecular function: ATP hydrolysis activity; ATP binding. The record is from RefSeq and is a predicted model, not a curated record.
ACACUUACAUACACAAAAAAUUUUGCGCGAAACUUUCUUGUGCACGUUCCGUCAUUUCUUUAUUUAUAUGCCAAAAUAACUCAAACCUUUGACAAUAAACAGAAAAGUAACCGCAAACAUGGACGAAUACGACGAAAUGUACGGCAUUGAAGAUGAUUUUGAGCAGCAGUUUGCGGACGAAUUAGAAGUGAUGGCUGAAAUGGAUCUGGAGCCUCCAUCAAUUGGGAAAGUGUCGGAGUUCCGGAAUAAGAAGCUGCAGUCACAGACGUUUGAAGAGGCCAUUGCAUCAGGUGACAUCGUAUCAAGUAAAACCACAAAUAAUAAACAUCCCAUAGACGCCACAUCAGACACCUCACCCCCAGUAUGUGUGGAGGAGGAAUCCUUAACCCCCAAACCGAAGAAACGAAGACAAGAUGUGGCAAAAAAGCUCCAGUUUGGUGUUGACGAUGAUGAUGACAUCACACCUCCCUCCUCGCCAGAGGUUUAUGAUGGACCAGCGAGAAAUGGGCCUGAAAUUUCAUUGUCACUAAGUCCCGACAGACCAGCGGUCACCAAGAUUACAACUAAUGUGUUGGAUAUUAGUGGACUGGUAGCAUUCCAGGAUUCACCAAAGCGACUGACAGCAUCAAGACGCUACGCUCAGAAACGCCCUCCAGCCAUCGGCGAUUACAUCACGGUCACAGACUCCUCAGGCAAUAGAGUUUACCUCAACAGAAAGGAGGAAGAGAAUAAGGCUCCGGACCCCAGAGCCUUCCGUAACUCACAGAACGGACUCGGACUGCUUGCGGUUCCUAUUGAAGUCAUGAAAGAACAAAUUACAGAGCAACGUCAUCGACAGGUAGUCGAAGAAUCCCAAAGACUGACAGAACUUUUGAACAGUGGUAUAGAUCCAGACCUUCUGGGAGAAGAGCAGGUAGACUCUGGUGUGGAUGGUGAUUGCGGAGAAGAUGAAGGCUCAUCUUCUCGACUGUGGGUGGAUCAGUUCUCACCACGACAUUAUACUGAACUUCUAAGCGAUGAUUUCACUAAUCGCUGUCUGCUCAAGUGGCUAAAGCUAUGGGAUACCGUGGUCUUUGGUCGAGAAAGGAAACCCCGUCCGGCCCACCCGGAAGUCAGGUCAAAUGUUACGAAUGCCCAGAAUCAAAAUCAGUCUCAGCGGUUUAAAACCAAGAGUCAGAUCACAGAAGAGAUACUGGAGGCUGAACUGGACCAGUAUAAAAGACCUAAAUUUAAGGCCGCACUCUUAUCCGGACCUCCUGGAUUAGGAAAGACAACGCUAGCUCACAUUAUUGCCAAGCACGCUGGAUACAACGUGGUAGAAAUCAAUGCUAGCGACGAUCGCAGCGCAGAGCUCUUUCAGAAACGGAUCGAUACCGCGACACAGAUGAAGUCAGUCCUGGGAGCCAAUGAAAAGCCCAACUGUCUCAUUAUAGAUGAAAUUGAUGGAGCUCCUGCAGCUGCCAUCAACAUCCUGUUGGCCACCCUGAACAGAAAGGACAGCAAAGAAGGAGAAGAGUCGGGAGUUAAUGCGUUAAAAAAGAAAAAGAAGAAACAGACGGUGCUGCUUCGCCCAAUCAUUUGCAUCUGCAAUGACCUUUAUGUUCCAGCUUUGAGACCGCUGAGACAGCAAGCAUUUCUUUUGACCUUUCCACAGACGCUGCCCUCCCGGUUGGCUCAAAGACUAACAGAGAUCACACGUCGACAGGGUAUGAAGGCAGACACGGGCACACUGAUGGCCUUGUGUGAGAAAACAGACAAUGACAUCCGUUCAUGCAUCAACACAUUACAGUUUUUACACAGUCGUGGUCAGAAGCACCUGGAUCAGCGCAGCGUUAGUUCCAUGUGUGUUGGAUUGAAAGACCAAAACAAGGGACUUUUCUCAGUUUGGCAGGAAAUCUUCCAGCUUCCCAGACUGAAACGGAAGAGGAUUGGCGGAGAUCCUUUUGCAGGGUUUGAUGAGUCGGGACCUAAAGAUGGUGCACAAAGAUUUCAAAACAUCUUACAUCUGGUCUCUUCUAAUGGAGAGCAUGAAAAACUUACUCAGGGUCUAUAUGAUAAUUUUCUCAGCAUGAAGCUGAAGGAUCCUGGGAUGUUGGGUGUGUGCUCGGGGCUGGACUGGUUGUGUUUCUCAGAUGUACUGAAUGAGUUUAUCUUACACGGACAAAACUAUUCACUCAUGCGCUACUUACCUUUCCUGCCUGUCGCGUUCCACUACCUGUACGCCGCAAACUCCGUCCCCCGAAUCAACUAUCCAAACAGUCACUAUGAGGCUUUAACUAAAACCCAGCACACAAAGAACGCACUGCUGGCCAUGUUGAAUGAUAUCCCUCCAGCAAUACAGACCCGCGUUUGCUUAAACAGUCUCUGCUUGGACGUCAUCACCCUUUUGCUGGAGCUCAUCUCUCCUAAACUGCGGCCAGUCAACCCUCAACUUUACAGCACUAGAGAAAAGCAGCAGCUCUGUGAUUUGAUUGACAACAUGAUCAACUACAACCUGACCUACAGACAGGACCGUACGCCUGAAGGACAGUACAUUUAUGUGUUAGAGCCCAACAUAGAAGAUGCGGUCCGGUUUCCGGGUUUGCCUCCGCGGAGACAGUUGACCUAUCAGGUGAAGCAGCUGAUCGCCAGGGAGACGGAGUUAGAAAAGAUGAGAAGGAUGGAGAGGGCCCAGCAAAAACGAAACCCACAAAACACUGAGAUGGUGAAUAAGGAUCAAGAAAAGAAAAAAGUGGAGGUGAAGAAACCGACAAACAGAAAUCAUCAGCAGAGGCUGGAGAACAUUGUGAAACAGACAACGGUGGAAAGCAGGCCUGAAUUGGAUUUCUUUGGACGAGCCAUUGUACCUAAAGAGAAGCCUGUGGUCACCAUUACAGGUGAAGAUGGCAAAGUGGGUGUAGCCAUGCAGAUCGGUAAAGCUGUGGGUAACAGUGACGUUUGGUUCCGCUUCAACGAGGGCGUGUCCAACGCAGUGCGCCGAAACGUUCACAUUAGAGAGUUGUUGUAAAUCGACAAGUAAGAGAACGACCCCGAUCGAGUUCU